Messenger RNA from Aspergillus brunneoviolaceus CBS 621.78, 624 nucleotides. RefSeq names its product UbiD family decarboxylase. NCBI's taxonomy places the organism in Eukaryota, Fungi, Ascomycota, Eurotiomycetes, Eurotiales, Aspergillaceae. The transcript has a single exon. The record is from RefSeq and is a predicted model, not a curated record. Gene Ontology annotation, cellular component: cytoplasm. The coding region runs from base 1 to 624 and encodes 207 amino acids. Gene Ontology annotation, molecular function: carboxy-lyase activity. Gene Ontology annotation, biological process: ferulate metabolic process; cinnamic acid catabolic process.
AUGAUUAAUGACCGGAACAAGCUGGUCGGUUUUUGCAUUUCUCCGCAGUAUAAUUGGCAGAUCAAGAAAAUAUGGAGGAAACAAGGAUAUACAGAGGUUCCUUGGGCUCUGGCUCUGGGAGUUCUUCCGGCCGCUAUUAUUGCCGCGGGUUUGCCCAUUUCUGAUGGCGCCUCAGAGUUAGAUUAUGUUAAUGCUAUUACCGGCUUUCCAAUGGGUCUCGUGCGCUGUAAGACCAACGAUCUUCUAGUCCUAGCAAGCUGUGAAAUUAUUUUUAAAGAAAUAUUGUCUAACACCGAAACGGCCCUGGAGGGCCCUUUUGGCGAAUACUUUGGUUAUGGCUUUAAAGGUAAGAGCAGACAGAUGCUAAUAUACUAUGUAAAUGCUAUUACCUACCGGGGGAAUGCCAUUCUGCCUAUCUCGGUGCCUGGGGUCAUAACGGACGAAUCGGUGAGUCGGUUCCCUGCAUGCGUUUGUAAAGGAGUAGCCUUUCUGACUGACGGCUCUCAGCACACUCUAGCUGCCUUAAUGGUGCCAGAAAUUCUUGAUAUCUGCCUGGAACACGGGCUUCUAAUUUCCGAUGUAUUUGCACCGCUGGAGACUAAUGCGAUCUGGGUGUUUCUCUAA